CUCAUUUAUCAUAAACAUAUAGGUUGGGAUAGCCGAGUUGCGUACUUAACACUUUGUUAAAAUUUACUCAAGAUUGACCUUUUUUCUUUUUAACAGAGCAGAAUGGUGUGUGAUUGGGGCAUGUGAGCAGACUGCCUCUUGUGCUUGUGUGCGUGUUAUUGUAUGUGUGUGAGUGAUUGAUAGGGUGACUGAAAAAAUGGCCUCACUAGGUACCGAAGCAGCCAAGCUUUUGGAUUUCAAUGAGAAAUUAAACAUCAAUCUGCUCGAUGAAGUGGUCAACUGCAUGUAUCAUGGUCUUGGAGAGCAGCAACGAGUUGCACAAGAUGCCCUUACAACUCUGAAAAACCAUCCACAAGCAUGGACCCGGGUUGAUUCUAUCCUUGAGUAUUCUAGUAACCAACAAACUAAGUACUAUGCCCUUCAGAUUCUUGAAGAAGUUAUCAAGACUCGAUGGAAAACAUUGCCAAGAAAUCAAUGCGAAGGUAUCAAAAAAUACAUUGUAGAACUUAUAAUUAAAACAUCUUCCGAUCCAGAAACUAUGGAAAGCAAAAAGAUGUAUUUGAAUAAACUAAAUAUGAUUUUAGUUCAGGUGUUAAAACGAGAAUGGCCGAAAAAUUGGGAGUCUUUCAUUCCAGACAUUGUAGGAGCCAGCAAAACAAGUGAAAGUCUUUGUCAGAACAAUAUGGUGAUUCUGAAAUUGUUAAGUGAGGAAGUUUUCGAUUUUUCAUCUGGACAGAUGACUCAAACCAAAGCGAAGCAUUUGAAAGAUAGCAUGUGCUCAGAGUUCUCACAGAUUUUUACUCUCUGCCAAUUUGUCUUGCAUAACUCUGAAAAUGCAUCCUUAGUAAAUGCAACCCUGGAAACAUUAUUAAGGUUUCUGAAUUGGAUUCCGUUAGGAUACAUUUUUGAAACAGACCUUAUCAAAAGUUUAAUUUUUAAGUUCCUUAAUGUACCUUUGUUUCGAAAUGUGACAAUGAAAUGUCUAACCGAAAUUGCUGCAGUCAAGCAUCUAAUGUAUGCUGAUGUCACCGUCAGCAUGUUUCUUGAAACGAUGAAAGAACUGGAAAAGAUGUUACCACCAACUACAAACAUCCGAGAAGCGUACGCGAAAGGUCAAGAUCAAGAACAGCACUUCGUUCAGAAUCUUGCCAUGUUCUUGUGCACGUUCCUCAAGGAGCACGGCUCUCUGAUCGAGAGGAAGGGACUCAACGAUGAACUUACAACCGCAUUGCAUUAUUUAAUUAUGAUAUCUGAAGUGGAAGAAGUUGAGAUAUUCAAGAUUUGUCUAGAAUACUGGAAUGCCCUCGCAAUUGAGCUCUACCGCGAAGAUUUUAGUUUCCCUCAUUUUAGAAGGGACAUCUAUCCUCCAGUUCUAACCAAAGUGAGGUAUAUUAUGAUAAGUCGUAUGGCCAAGCCAGAGGAAGUGUUAGUGGUUGAAAAUGAGAAUGGAGAAGUGGUGCGAGAGUUCAUGAAAGAUACAGAUGCGAUCAACCUGUACAAAAACAUGCGAGAGACACUCGUCUACCUAACCCAUUUAGAUUGUGUGGACACUGAGCGUGUCAUGACGGAGAAACUUCAGAACCAAGUCACAGGCACUGAAUGGUCCUGGAAGAACUUAAAUACUCUAUGUUGGGCCAUAGGUAGCAUAUCAGGUGCAAUGCACGAAGAGGAUGAGAAACGGUUUCUGGUGACAGUAAUCAAAGAUCUACUUGGUCUGUGUGAACAGAAGAAGGGCAAAGAUAAUAAAGCAAUCAUUGCUUCAAAUAUUAUGUAUGUUGUUGGUCAGUAUCCGAGAUUUCUCAGAGCGCAUUGGAAGUUCCUUAAAACAGUUGUCAACAAACUCUUUGAGUUCAUGCACGAAACUCAUGAUGGUGUACAAGACAUGGCGUGUGAUACAUUCAUCAAGAUUGCGCAGAAGUGUAAGCGGCAUUUUGUUUUGGUUCAAGUAGGCGAAGCCAUGCCGUUUGUUGAGGAAAUUUUGAGCACCAUCAGUACUAUCAUUUGUGAUUUACAGCCACAACAGAUUCACACAUUUUAUGAAGCUGUUGGUUUGAUGAUCAGUGCACAAACGAACACAGUCCAGCAAGAAGUGUUGAUAGAAAAGUAUAUGUCUUUGCCAAACACUGUAUGGGAUGACAUUAUCAGUCGUGCAGCAACAAAUGUGGACAUUUUGAAAGAUAUCGAAGUGAUCAAACAGCUCGUGAAUAUUCUCAAAACAAACGUCAGAGCGUGCAAAGCUUUAGGACAACCCUAUUUCCUUCAGCUGGGAAGAAUUUAUUUAGACAUGUUAAAUGUUUACAAAGUAAUGAGUUCAAACAUUGUGACGGCAAUAGCCAGCAAUGGUGAACUAGUUACCAAACAACCUGUCAUCAAGGCCAUGCGUGUCGUCAAAAAAGAAAUCCUUGAACUUAUCGCUGUAUGGAUUCAGAGGUCUACUAAUCCACAAAUGGUUCUAGAAAACUUCAUCCCACCCUUGCUAGAAGCCGUGCUAACGGAUUAUAAUCAGACGCAAGUCCCAGCAGCACGAGAGCCUGAAGUGUUGGUGGCCUUAACAAAGAUUGUCGACAGGCUUCAGUCAAACAUCACCAGCUUAAUACCAAGAAUAUUCGAAUCUGUGUUUGAAUGCACGCUCGAUAUGAUCAACAAAGACCUUGAGGAAUUCCCUGAGCAUAGGAUAAACUUCUUUUUACUUUUGCAAUCUGUUAACAACUUCUGUUUUGAUGCUUUCUUGAGCAUACCACCUUCACAAUUCAAACUGGUCCUAGAUUCGGCUAUCUGGGCAAUCAAGCACACAAUGAGAAAUGUUGCUGAGAUAGGUUCACAGGUUUUGUAUCAGAUAUUUGUAAAUGUUCAAGAAAACGAAAAUGCAGCUCAGAGUUUUUACGCAACCUACUUCACAGAUAUUCUGCAACACAUAUUCUCAGUUUUAACCGAUUCAUCUCAUACAGCAGGUCUAAUGAUGCACGCUACCAUUCUAGCCCACAUGUUCCGGCUUGUUGAAGCGAACCGAGUGAAAGUCCCCCUAUGCCCUGUGAAUCCAAACAUGGAUAACUUAAUGUACAUCCAGGAGUUUGUCGCAUCUCUCCUCAAGUCAGCAUUUCCUCAUUUAAGUGAUAAUCAAAUCAAGAUCACCGUUCAGGGUAUGCUCAACUUGGACCAUGAUCUCACUGCAUUUAAGGAGCAUCUUCGCGAUUUCCUUGUUCAAAUUAGGGAAUAUUCUGGAGAAGAUGACUCGGAUCUAUUUUUGGAUGAAAGAGAAGCAGAAUUAAAGAAAGCUGAAGCAGCCAAACGACAAGAACAAAGUUUAGUACCUGGUAUUCUGGGUCCUCAUGAGCUCGCAGAGGAAAUGCAAGAUUGAAGUAUUGUUGAUGCUUGCCAGUUGGUUCCCUGUUCCGAGACAUAUCGAAAACGUACUGACAACGUAUCACAAACAAUGUGAGUGCAAGAUGAGCCGGCGACAAGUUCCGAACGGUCACAGUCCUCUUUCAUCUAUCAUUGAUCCGAUUUAUGUGAUAUUAAUUGUGUAUCUUUUUCUUUUUAUAUGUAAUUGUUGUGUAUACUGUUUCCAACAAGCUCAUGUUUCAUGUUGAUGGUUUCAUGUUUCUCACUCAGUUCCCUCCGGUAGCCCUGAUGUGCUUCAAAGGACAGUGCUGUUUAUAAAAUAGCCUCUCUGUAAAUACAGUUCCUCCUGCAGCGUUGUACAGUGGUAGUAGAGCACCAUCAGAUGCCUUGCUUUUGUUUAGAAUAAUCAUUCGUUUUGGGCCAUCUGGAAGCACACCAAAGGCAUAAUUCUGAUACCACGAAUCUUAAUUUUUGGCUUUGAAAAUUUCCUCUCUCUCCCUAUUUUUUAAUUGAAAUACUAAUCAACAUCAUUUCUCAUUUGUUUCCACAAUUUGUAUUCUUUUCUUAAAGAAAUCAGUGAAAAUUUCAAGGAAUAAGGUUUGCUUGCCAUCCUGUAAGAGCGAAAGUUUUAAAAAGCUGAAAUUAUUGAGGUGCAAGUUUUUGGUAAUUAUCCUUCAAUGCCUUCGUUGUUGAUUUGUUAAGCGAUUUCAUUUAGUUGUUUCCCAACCUUUACAUCAAGGCACGAAGAUCUUUUUUGCAUGACUUCCAGUGUCAGUUUUGCUAAAGGUGCUCUCAACUUUUUAGCAGAUCAUCUAAAAUUUUAAUCAAUAUGUUCUUAAUCCAGAUAUCAAUGUUGAUCGAGCCCAUUUUGAUAAAAUUCUUGAUAUUUCUCUUUUGAGGCAAAACUAAAAUCCAAGGGAAAUGGGAUGAAGACAUGCCUGAAAGUUACAAUCCUGACUGUUUUUAUCGCCCAAAUAUCAAUUUUAAAAUGAAAAUUAGAAAAAUACAAUAUUAACAAUGUGAGAUGUCUUUUGAGCGGUGGAAAGUUAUUUGACUGAUCAGCAAUGAAAAUAAGCUCCUCUUUAACGUCUGGUUUCAUGAUAAUCGCAAGGAAUUCUACCAUCACAACUAUCUCAUGAGAUUGCACUCUGGUGACCUCUUUCUUUCCACUGAUGACACUGCCGCCCUCUAGUUGUUCUUGUUCUUUUAUGAAGAUAACUGAAAAUCUGUAGUCAAUUAUUGUAGAAUUAACCCCUGUGCCCUCUCUUUUUGUUUUCGUUUCUGUCGCUCAUUCAACUAACUUUACUGUAUAUAUUUAUAUGUAUUAUAAAUUGCCCGGAGAGGGGUUUCUCUGCAAACAACCUUAACUCUUUUCUUUUCUCAGACAAAAAGUGCUGCGAGUUAUUCAAUCUUCAAUCCUAUUAAUCAUUUCCUGAUGAAAGUUUCAUCUACAAAUUACCCUCAUCGCCUCUUCACUUCGUUUGUCCGUUUUCCUCUAUCAUCAUGGGCACAUUUUUAAGCAGUUUUUAAUUUCGUGAAGAAGGCUUUCACUCAUUCUGGGCACAUUAACUGCCUAGACCUGGGCACAUUUUUUUAUCAUUCCUGCGUCACAAAGUCCUCAAUUUGUAUAGAUGCUAUCACGUAAGUGUUAGACGAGUUACAUUGACAGAGACCUUGAAAUAACCUUCACUUUUGACGUAAUCCGGAGAUAGGAAGUAAAUUCCUGCUUUGGACGAAAUGUUCUAAGAAAAUCAAGCAGUGAAUUAAUAAUGUGCACAUGCCAAAGCAGUCAACCUUCUAUAAUUAAAAUCCAUCUCUCCUUCUCGGUAACCUUUCCUAUUCUACCAUCUGCAAAUUACAACUCUCAAAUCGCAGGCCUCCCACCACUUUUAUACCAUUGAAACAUGUCUGUCUACACUGUCAUCCAGUCCAGAUUUCGAUUCUGUGAAUCGUUUGAAUUGAAUCAAUUCUUGAGAUUAUCAUUGUAUGAUAGCCCUAAUGCGUGGUUUCUCCAAAAUUACUUAAACUUUACGGGCUGUGAGAGUUUCCAAUUUUUUUCAAUCUAAGCUCUCUCUCCCUCUCGCUGUGAAUGUGAAUAUAGGUGAAUCCAGAUCAGGGAACAAGCUCUAAUCUAACUUCUUCGAGUUCAAUUUUGUAUUUGUUACAUCAAUAAGCUUUCACCCAGUGGUGCAUUCUUUUCUUUUUUCCAAAAGAAAUUUCAUGUUAAUUUCAUGUAAUUCACACUGAAUUAAUGAAGGUUAAAAUCUGAAUGUCCAUGAAAAACUCACCUCAUUGCUCUCUAUAAUCCAUUCUGUAAUGAACGGCCUCUGUUCGGCUGUCAAUGAAUGCGUGCUAGACUGAGCCACCGAUUCUCUGCUGAAAACCAUUGAAAUAUUGCUGAUCACUUUUUAUCACUUCCAUUUUUAGUGUUUUUAUUCUCCUUGAGUACGUCCCUUCGCAAUUUGUGUCCAUCUCUUUUUCUUCGAGUUAAAGAGUGAAACCCUAAGAUUCAAUGCCAUUUUUAUACAGGGUGAAUUUCGUUUUAAGAAAUUGACGCAAUAAGUUCUUUGCUUUGUUUCAAGAGGGAAGGCUUGCGCAAUUUAUCGAAGCUUUCCUUCAGCUGUUUUCAAUAUUUCUUCCAAGCAUAAAAAGCUCUAAUCUGUUGAUUUUAAGGAAUUUUGAAGAACUUGACAAUAUUCGGAAUAUCACCCUACAUCCCUGUCUUAUGGCAUGCAAAUCCGUGCAAAGAUUUAUUUUAAAUUCAAAUUAUUUCUGCGUAAUUUCUUUUAAUUGGAAACAAGCAUGUUUCGUUUUUGACCUGUUCUUUGUUACCGCUAAAAUUCAGGAACUCCAACAAAUCCUGAUGUAAUUUCUAGAGUGUUGAAUUUCUCAGUGCAGAGCUGUAAAGUCGAGGAACAUUAUUAUUUUCUUAGCCGGGGGAAACCAUGAAGUUCGAUUUCAGUUGUUAAAGAAUUCUCUGCUCAUUUUAAAAGUGUAGCUGUAAAUAAUUUUACAUGUUAAGUGUAUGUAUGAUGGGUUUACGAGGUCUCUCGGUGUAUUGUGUGAAGGAAGAAGUUUAGAAAGUUUGCGAGUUGUUGUUUCCAAGGUUGAAAGAAUAUUGAGAACCAUUCUGGAGUGAAAAGAGAUCCCAAGUGCCCAAUGUCUUUUAUUUUUGUACAGUGUGUUUCAAAUCCGAAAAAAAAAACAUGUAUUUUUGUAUGUUAAUAUUGUAGCGUAGUCCCCACAAACUGUACUCCAUCAACUACUUGAUAUUCAAAAUGAGGGGUUACGUAUAUUGGCACUGGAAAUUGUAGAAAUAUUAUAAAGAUGUUUUCUGUGUCGUUAGCAUUUUGAGGCAUGCAUUAUUGUUUUAUAUAAACUUACUUAUUUUUCUAAACUUUCUUAACUUUCUACAAGUAGGAAAAUGUUAAGUACUUUCUGGUUGGUUUUUCUUUCUUUUUUUUAGAGGGGGGAGGGGGGGUUCUCUUUUUUUUGGACUUUUAAAAAUAAUCUUUAAGUUAAUUUGAACAAAUACACAGUUGUUUUGUAACAUCUUAUCCCAGCUUCAUUUUUGGCUCAGUUUUUGUCAUGCAUUCAUUUUUGUAAAUUAUUUCUAGUGAAAUAAAAUAUUUUUUAAUUUUU
Bemisia tabaci is the source of this 6984-nucleotide messenger RNA. It is a transcript of the gene emb, whose product is annotated as exportin-1 emb. Gene Ontology annotation, cellular component: nucleus; cytoplasm. Gene Ontology annotation, molecular function: nuclear export signal receptor activity; small GTPase binding. NCBI's taxonomy places the organism in Eukaryota, Metazoa, Arthropoda, Insecta, Hemiptera, Aleyrodidae. Gene Ontology annotation, biological process: ribosomal large subunit export from nucleus; protein export from nucleus; ribosomal small subunit export from nucleus. The record is from RefSeq and is a predicted model, not a curated record.